CAUAAUUAGGCAAAUUACGGCCCAAAGCAUACUUCCCGGGCGCUUUUGAAACAUACGGGACCUACUGCGUUCUCGAGCCGCUCGAGCCUCGAGCACGCUUGCUCCCGCAGUUCGCUUAUCUGGGGCGAGCAUAGUCGUGCGGAUAGCGCUCGGACACCUCGGCACGGCUGCGGACGAAGGGGCGGGUGGGCUCCGACUUCGACCUCCCAUUGGUUGCCAGCGCCGUUCUGCGCGAGGCUGUGCAGGACAAGCCUCAAACCGCACCAAAUGGCGGCUGUAGCCGCUUUGCCGCCGCCCCCCGCGGCGCUGCCUUCUGACGGGCUAUUAUUAGAGCUGUUGGGAGGACCGCCAAGUCCGCGGACAUGCGUGGCAAGUGAUGCGUGCCUCAGCCUCGGCAGCCAGGGCUCGCCGAGCUCACCUCGGUCGCGCGAUGGGGACUUCAGCAGCCCGGCCGCCGCGGCGGAUGCCCGCGCCCCGCCCGCCGGCCCCGCCAAUUCCACCGCUGCUAACUCUCCCGAGUCAACUUGCCAGCCGGCGAAGCAGCCAAUCCUGGACCUAGAUCCGCACCGGCUGGCACAGCGGCAGAAGCAGAUCGACUUCGGCAAGAACACGGUCGGAUACCAGCGCUAUCUACAACUCGUGCCACGGAACAAGCGGCGGCGGACAGACCCGGCCACGCCUGAUAUCAACGCAAAUAUUAGCAAGCGCCGCUUCGACGGCCAGGUCCUCGUGUGGCGCCGUGCCCUGCACAAGUACGAUGACGACGCCGAGCAGGAGGCUUCCGUUUCUGCAUCUUCCUCAGCCGCCGCCGCCGUGCCCCGCCAGCCGCAGCACUCGCGGUCCUCCCGCAGCUCCUGCGCCUCCUACCCCAGCGCCAGCGCCAGCAGCAGCUACAGUUAUGGCGCGGGCAGCCGGGGCCUGUCGGUGGUGGUGCCGCCGUCCCAGCCGCCGCUGCCCAUGCUGGCGGAGUGCACCUCACUGGCCUCCUACUCGGACGCGGCGUGCGGCGACGGCAGCACCGUGCUGUCCGUCACCGCCUCCGCUGGGCCCUCCUCACCCACCUCGUCGUGCGGCGGCAGCCGGCGCUCACUGGACGGCUACCUGGAGCCGCAGCAGCACCACCACAGCCACCACAGCCACUCAUCUCGGCGGCGGCGCACACUCAUGUCGGAGGGCGAGGAGGAGGAGUCCGAAUCGUUGGGCUUUCGCUGCGAGGUCCUGCCGCGCGACCGGUCAGGCAGCAAGGUCAAGUCGGUUGCGGCGGGUGGCGAGCGCCCACGGCAAGCCAGCAGUUCCGGUGGCGCCAGCGAUGCAACAUGUGAGGGAGUGUGGGCACACGAGAAGAAGCUCAGUGUGGGACAGGAGCAGCGGUGCCAGCAGCAGCCGGGCCUGAGCCGCGAGCAGCUGCAGCGGCUUGCGGAGCAGCACAAGCACCUGGCGGCGGCCGCCGCUGCCCUGGUGCCGGUGGUCGUAGUCGCUGGAGAUGACGACGGCGGCGCGGACCCGAUCGUCGCGUACCAUCCAGUGUGCGAGACGGAGGCGGGCCGCCGCAUGGUGUUGACGCGCGGCGGGGCCGCCACCAUCGCCCCUGCCUCCGGCAAGGCGGAGGGCCAGCCGCUACUGGCGCUGCCAGUGGAGGUGGUGUAUGGCGGUGGGGCAGAGGUCCUGGGCUUCCGCAACCACAGGGAGGCGGCGACGGGCGCUCCAUUGGCUAGCGCGGCAGCAGCGGCGGCGGCGGCGGCUGGCGGUGCCGUCACCUACGGCGUGGCGGUGCGGGCAUCCCAGGCGGCCGCGGCGCAGCUGGAUGUGGGAAUGGGGGCGGGCUGCUCAGCAGUGGUUGUGGUCGAGAAGCCGGCAGCACGGAUGUCGGAGGGGGCAGCGAUGGCGGGUGACAAGGUGCAGCAGCAGCGGCCAAUGAUGGCUGAGGGUGCGGAGCAGGCAUUGGCGGACAGUCUCACGUCACUGCUGUUGCGGUGAGGUCGCCUGCGCCAGGCCGCACCGCUGCCAGCACAAGUAUACCGGACUGGCCACUACCCGGCCAUCACCUGUAUUUUGCCUGACACCUGACGAACCUGAUGGAGACACCUGGCCCUGUGUGGGGCGUACUAGGAGAUACAAUGAUCGCAAGUGGACUUCGACUUUUCCGUUCAGCCAUCUGACCGACCAAGGACCAAGUUCAUGAUGUCAUUUCAACCCCUACAUUGAAUUGCGGGCGCGAUUGUACACCGCACAACCCUUGAUGAUACUGAAUCUGAGACGGAGAUGGGCCUUGUUGGCCCUAUUAUCUUGGACGGUGGCGUGUUUUGCGAAUUCACAGACUGGUUGUUGCCAAAGUGCGCCGUGCAGUAUGCGGGCAAAAGCUAGAGUGUCCUAGAUUGGGGCACCCAUGCGGCAUAGUUUCAACAGCACAGGCCGAGUGCCUGUGCGUAGUACCACCAACCAUGUGCAGUUGUUAACGUAUAUUGUGACAGUGGUCGCAUGCCUUGGCGGCGAUCGUGUGGGCAUGCAAGUGGGAGCAGUCGUGAGGGGCACUCCGUCGGGGCAAUGCUCCGGGCAGUCGAUACAUCCUGCUGAUGAGGCCUGUACAGCAGGUGUGUUGCCACGUGCAGUUGACGUGAAGCGGGCCCGGCGGUGCUGGGCCUGUCAAGGACGGCUGGCGUGUAAGCGGCCUCAGUC
Chlamydomonas reinhardtii is the source of this 2676-nucleotide messenger RNA. RefSeq lists its product as uncharacterized. Gene Ontology annotation, molecular function: histone pre-mRNA stem-loop binding; mRNA binding. Bases 268 to 1977 code for a protein of 569 amino acids. Gene Ontology annotation, cellular component: cytoplasm; histone pre-mRNA 3'end processing complex. Gene Ontology annotation, biological process: mRNA 3'-end processing by stem-loop binding and cleavage; mRNA transport. The record is from RefSeq and is a predicted model, not a curated record. NCBI's taxonomy places the organism in Eukaryota, Viridiplantae, Chlorophyta, Chlorophyceae, Chlamydomonadales, Chlamydomonadaceae. The transcript is spliced from 5 exons.